Messenger RNA from Rhopilema esculentum, 1478 nucleotides. Its product is annotated as actin-like protein 6B. The record is from RefSeq and is a predicted model, not a curated record. Lineage: Eukaryota; Metazoa; Cnidaria; Scyphozoa; Rhizostomeae; Rhizostomatidae.
AAAACAUUCAAUUCAACAAAGCGAAUUCAAAUGCCUGGCGCACGAGAGAAAGUCAACUUUCUUUGUUCAUUCUGAAAAAUAAUUUCCAAAAAGCCAAACUUUGAAGAUGAGUGGUGGUGUUUAUGGAGGAGAUGAGGUGGGUGCCUUGGUAUUUGACUUUGGAUCAAUGACAACAAGGGUUGGUUUUGCAGGCGAAGAUUGUCCUAAGGGUGAGUUUUCAACAACUGUUGGUGUUCUUGAUGGAAAUAAAGAUGAAAAAUUUGAUUUACAUGACACAAAGAACCUAAAAGAUUCAAACAGAGAUUACUUCAUUGACCCUUCAGAAAUACACGUGCCAAGGUCAAAUGUGGAGAUGAUGUCACCUUUAAAAGAUGGCUUAAUUGAAAAUUGGGAUUUGUUUGAGAAACUUGUAGAUCAUUCUUACAAAAGACACAUUCGAUCAGAUCCUGAACUCCAUCCAGUUUUAAUCUCAGAAUCACCUUGGAAUGUCAGAAACAAACGAGAGAAACUAGCAGAACUUAUGUUUGAAAAAUACAAUGUACCUGCAUUCUUUCUGUGCAAAAAUGCAGUUUUGUCAGCAUUUGCCAACGGUAGAUCAACUGGACUCGUUAUAGAUUCUGGAGCUACUCACACAAGUGCUAUCCCUGUUCAUGACGGUUUUGUCCUCCAGCAAGCUAUAGUAAGGUCACCUGUAGCUGGAGAUUUCAUUUCAAGACAGUGUCUAGAGUUUUUCAUGGAGUCAGGGAUUGAUAUUAUUCCAAGCUACAUGAUAGCUAGCAAGGAGCCCGUUGAUGAGGAUGCAGCACCAAUAUUUACCAAAAAGAAAAUUCCAGAAGUAACAAAGUCCUAUCAUAACUUUAUGGUGAAGGAAGUGGUCAAGGACUUUCAAGCUUCAACAUUGCAAGUUUCAGACAGUCCAUACGACCAAAAUGCACUGGAAAAUAUUCCAACAGUUCUUUUUGAAUUUCCAAAUGGCUUGAACAAAGGCUUUGAUACAGAAAGGUUUAGAAUAUGUGAAAGCCUAUUUGAUACAACAACAGUAAAGGGAAUAGAGAGCACAACAUUGCUUGGUGUCCCUCAUGUCAUUACAACAAGCAUAGGGAUGUGUGAUAUCGAUAUUAGAGCUGGUCUGUAUAACAGUGUGAUUGCAGUGGGAGGCAACACUUUAUUAAAUGGGUUUGUGGACAGACUCAACAGGGAGCUAUUAUCAAAGACACCAUCUAGCAUGAGGCUAAAGCUGAUAUCCAAUAACAGCCAGACAGAGAGACGAUUCAGUUCAUGGAUUGGUGGUUCUAUCCUAGCAUCAUUGGGAACAUUUCAUCAGAUGUGGAUUUCCAAACAAGAAUAUGAAGAAAGUGGUCGAAGUUGUGUUGAAAGGAAGUGCCCAUGAGAAAACCAUUCACAGAGAUAUUGACCGAAAUACUACUGUACAGAAGUCAUUAUUAAUUAACAUUAUAACUUUUAUAUGUGGUAGAUAA